Fonsecaea nubica is the source of this 921-nucleotide messenger RNA. RefSeq lists its product as hypothetical. NCBI's taxonomy places the organism in Eukaryota, Fungi, Ascomycota, Eurotiomycetes, Chaetothyriales, Herpotrichiellaceae. The transcript has 2 exons. The record is from RefSeq and is a predicted model, not a curated record. The coding region runs from base 1 to 921 and encodes 306 amino acids.
AUGGCCGCAGCAAAGACACAGUCGCUUUACUCCUCGCUCAAACUCACCCACAAUGUCACCAAGACAUCUUCGGGCUCAGAGGUCGUCCCUCUCCUCCAAGGCAAGUUCUCUUUGUUCGUUCCCGAACUUCCAGGCUAUGGCACUUCGACGCCCAUCCGGGAUCCGGCGUCGAAUACGAAGCGCGCUGUAGGCACCGCCUUGCUGGAGGCCCUCGCCGACGUCUUCAAGACCAGAACGGCAUCUUCUCCAAGACGCGUCGUUCUAGGCGGUCACGAUCGCGGCGCACGCAUCAGUCACCGUCUUUCAGUCGACUUUUCCCACCCAGACCAAUCCUCACCCGCCCUGUACAAGGACUUGAAUCUGACGGUCCCCGGCACGAUCCUGCUCGAUAUAAUCCCGACCAAGGAACAGUGGACCGCCUUCUCUGACCCGGCCAUAUGCCAGGGGUACUUUCACUGGCCACUCCUGGCCAACGCCGACCUGGCGACAGAGAUGAUCUCUGCGUACGGCGGCGGCAGAUGGGCAAGGGAAGCGCACACACGCAUCUCCGGCCCCAACCCGAAAGCGCUGGAGAGAGUCUCGUCUCACGAUGCCCUCGACGUAUACGCUGGCCUGUUCAGUGACAGGGAUGUCAUCUACUACUCUUCUCUCGACUACGCGGCGGGUGCGGCUCCUGAGGCGACGGAGCAAGACGAGGACCAGAAGGCAGGAAGGAAAGUCGGCGUGCCGUUGCUCGUCAUGUUCAGCAAAGCGAAGCUAGGGGCACGCAUUGACGUCGAAAGCACAUGGAGAAGCUGGAUCGCAGAUGGAAUCGAUUACGAAGGUUACGGCGUGGGAGACGGCUAUGGUCACUAUUUGCCCGAGGAGGCCUUCGAGAUCGUCGCAGAGAAGAUGUCGGCAUUUGUCAAAAAAGUGACAUGA